Messenger RNA from Hippocampus zosterae (dwarf seahorse), 5248 nucleotides. It is a transcript of the gene eps8l3a, whose product is annotated as EPS8-like 3a. Gene Ontology annotation, cellular component: vesicle; plasma membrane; ruffle membrane. NCBI's taxonomy places the organism in Eukaryota, Metazoa, Chordata, Actinopteri, Syngnathiformes, Syngnathidae. Gene Ontology annotation, molecular function: actin binding. The transcript has 19 exons. Bases 172 to 2019 code for a protein of 615 amino acids. The record is from RefSeq and is a predicted model, not a curated record. Gene Ontology annotation, biological process: Rho protein signal transduction; regulation of Rho protein signal transduction; positive regulation of ruffle assembly.
CAACUGUGUUCUUUCUCGCAUUCGUUGUGUCACGCACGCUGGACUUUGUCUUGUGUCUUUAUGGGGUAGUCGGAAGUGGUCACUCAAACUAUGACUUGAAUUUGUGCUGGAUUUGAAAUAUUCCAUAAGGGAGCAUUGAAAUUGGAUUUGACGCACAAGGUGUGAGCGAGGAUGUUCCGGAAUGACAGUCCGCCGGGGAAUGACACCAGCAGUUAUGCAGGAUCCAUUCAGUCCAAUGGCUACUCGUUCAGGGAUGAAGUGUCUUCACUGGUGUCAUCUAUGUCGAGGCCCAGCGCAAAGUCGAUAUACCUGCAGCGGAAGGAGUACGCCGCCUCGAUGAACAACACCAUCAAGUAUUUCCAUUACAGAGUGGAGCAUCUACUCACAUGCGACCUGGAUGGCGAGGAGCUGCGAGGCUUCACCGACUGUGUGGACAGGCUCAAUCUACUCGACAAGAUGGGUCGAGUGUGGGGCCAGAACAUGCUGCUGGAGGUCAACGGACCCGAUCUGCUGCUCACCGACACCGAGACCAAGGAAGUGCUGGAGUCUAUUCAUCUGUGUGACAUCGUGGAGCUAAAAGCUGUGUUGGACACGACGGCUUCCAACUCGCUCCUAGCGGUGAUGGUCAAACCCAGCAGGAAACGCGUGAUGAGCGUCUUCCUGUUCCACUGCGACGACGUCAGGGCUGAUUACGUCCAAAGGGCUCUUUCACAAGCGCGUUUAAGCGCAAGACAUGAAGAAGCGCAAAGUCAUAGUCAAGUUGAACCCAAAGAGUGGGCCCCUCCCGAUUACAACGAGGACACUGACCUGGUAGUAGCUCCGAGGGAUGUUGAUGACCAGGAGGAAGAGAUGCACGAGGAAGAAGAAGAGGAGGAGGCCUCCAUCAGAGAAGAAACUUUGCCACCACGACGGCCUUACACGGAAUUGGACAGAAACGUGGACAUCUUGAAUCAUAUCAUCAACGACAUUGAGAUCUUCAUGGGGAAGGUGGCCGGCGUCGCAGCGAAAAACGCAAAGAAAAAGAAGAAAAAAAACAAAGGAAAAGUCAUGGUCGGCAUGCCCCCAACAGAAGAGUUUGAAGAGUGCCUCCAGAAGAUCAAAUGUGGUUUCAACCUUCUGGUGGAGCUGAAGGGAAAGAUCGAUAACCCCAGUGUGUCCGAAUUUGUGCACUGCUUCUUCUCUUCGUUAGCAUUUAUUGUGGCUCAGUGCUCCGAGGACGUGCCUCCGAGCAUCGUUGCUCCCCUGCUGACUCCUCAGUGUAUCUGCCUCAUGAGCGAGGAGGCCUCCGCGGAGGAGGACCAGCUGUGGCAAUCUUUGGGAGACGCGUGGAAUAUCCCAAGCACUAAAUGGCCCGAGGAUGACGAGGACAUCCCGACAUACACUCUGGCAUUCUUUGACGGCUGGCAGCCUCCCGAGGUCAGGGAGGCCCCUGCAGCCGCCACGGAGACCCCGGUGAAGGUGCAGGAGGUUCAACGGCCCCCGUCCAGCAAGACAACCACCAAGAAGAUGCCGUCGCCACCUGCAACACCAACACAGCUUGCAAGAAUACCUGUAAGGUACACGGCCAAGUUGCGGGAGAAGAAGCUCCGUCGCAUGCGCGUCAUGCACGACUUCAUCUCCAGGAACAACAGAGAGCUGACCAUCAGGAAAGGCGAAGUCGUGGAGCUGCUGGACGUGUCCAAGCUGUGGUGGAAAGUGAGGAACAGCAGAGGAGAAGAAGGUUUCGUACCCAACAACGUCCUCACGGAAAAUGAACAACAAGCUGAUGACAUGGUGGCGGCAAUGCCAACCGGAAGCUCUCCUGUCUUAGGCAAGAAGUCCAAACCUGCUGAGGUGAAAGCCUGGCUUGAACACAUGGGCUUCACCAAGAUCACAGUGCGCUGUUUGGGUGUGCUGAGCGGCUCCAUGCUCCUCAGCAUGACCCGAGAGGAACUGAAGACAGUGUGUCCAGAAGAAGGCGGGAGGGUGUUCUUCCAAUUACAAGCAGUCCGUUCUGCCGCCCUGGCUGCUGCAAACUGAGCUGGCGAGUUGUCAUGGAGGAAAACAUCACCAGAGGCGGCCCACAACAGCCAAACCUGUCAUUUUUACGCUGGCACUUUUCACUUUAAAAAUCUUGACUAUUAUACUCUCACCGGACUUCAAAAUGUUGCAUUUACAAAGAUGAUCACAUUAGCUUUUGAUUGGCGCUGCCAGAGAGGCAUUAAUUUAACAAUACUGUAUAUUUAUUGGUUCGUCAUAGUUUUUCUAAAUCCAGCACAACCCUUAUCCUCACUAAGUUUACUGGGUCUGUCCCAGCUAACUCUGGACAACUAUUCACAACUUUAACCAAUUUAAACUCUUCAUGCAUGUUUCUGAAAUGUCGGAAGAAACGAAUACCCAGAAAAAAGCGGGAAAGGCUGAACCUGAGAUUCGAACUCUGUAUCUUAGAAUUUUGAGGCAGAUGUGCAAACCACUAUUGUACAGUCCUGCUCUGGGUUUACUAAUACUGUACAUGUUUUUUUUUUUAAUUCAUCUACAGUCAGAACAAAAUAUGACCUCAGAGUGAGAAAGUAUUCAAACGCCAACUCCAUUAAUUGACACAUCUUCCAGGUGUAAAUGCCAGUUUUAAAUUCGCACUGUACAAUACACCCAUGGCAGAAAAUUGUUAGCAACGUUCAACGUGAUCGCUGAUGUUUGCUAUUCAACUUGAGUCCUGUGGGUGUCUGUGGCUUUCGUUUCAAACGGAUGCCUGAAACGCAUCAAGACUUUUCGACCAUCUGUUCCCUUCAGUCAGGGCUUGCAAGGCCUUCUCUAAAUGCUGUCAUUAGCACUAACUAUGCAACCUAAAUCCUAUUUGUACAAUGAAGUUGUAUUAUUUUGCUCAGAAUUGCCUAUUCUCUUCUUUUUGAAGCGUUUACCUGAUGCUGCUUUCAUCUUAUGGACGGUAGAUUUUUAAAUUAUUAUUAGUAAUGAUUUGGAUGAUAUUUUAGCAAGCUUACCGACAAGCAUGUGAGCAAUUUCUGUCUUCUUGUUUGGUCAGAGCAAAACUAUUUGGCAGGGAAGGAGACCAAAAACACGUUAGCCUGCUCUGUUUAGCGCUUCAAAGCGAAAAGGUGACAUCCGGUGGACAAAAAAAGAAUUGCAAUUUUAUGAAAAUCCCCUUCGGAGAAACCGAGAAAUAAAAAAAAAAAACAUAGCAAUCACAACAGUACAUUAUGAAGAAACGUGCUUUAUUUUAAGCAGUCAGACAUAACAUGUUAACUCUCUUCAAAGAUUUGCGAAUCGAUUGUUUGCUGAUAAUUUCCCUACUGCAGUUGUUGAUAGUGGGCAGAAAUAAAGGCAUCGGAACACUUGGUUAGCAAACUACGGGUUUACGGAUUUAACAUCUGAAUUCUUUUUCGAAAACUGUGAUUCGUGUAAUGUGACGAGAAAAAUACAAGACAACUACAGGAUUAGGAAUUCUGAGGUAGGACGAGCUACAUUGUGUUACGUAGUGAUCGGGAAAUGAAAACACACCACUCACUCUACGUAGCACAGACCGUAGCAACCCCUAAUACGUCAGACAAUAGGCAAUCAAAUUAAAAUUUGACAUUACCUUAAGAACCUUUUCUUUACUGACAGUCUAAAAUGAUUGAUCAAUCCCUGUCACUUCUUGCUAUUGGGGGUGGGGGAUAAAUCCUGGUUUGAUUAUACAAAUUUUUGAUUAUAUUAUAUUUUGAUUAUACAAAUUGUAUGUUGGUCAACCCUGGAAGGAUGGCUUGUUGGAACACAUUUGUUUCUCUUUGAGCUACAAAAUUGGUGAAAUCUGCAGUAGCCUAAAACACUUUCAACUCGAGAGGCAUUUUUGAAUGAAUGCCACAACGCGUAUAAUUACUGAUUUAAUUGUUGCCUAAUGGAACACAAAUAUGAACCAUGCAUGUGUGUCGCCACCUACUGGUAAAUUGACGGUUUUCAAACUAACCAAAGAACCGAAAUUACAUUCGAUACCACAAAAUAAGAUCUUUUAUGAGUUAAAAAUAUUGUUUGAAAAAAUAAUUGUAUAUUAUUUCUAUAUUGUACAGUAUUUUUUAUUGAUUCAAAGCAGCGAUUCACAACCAGUGCUUAAGAGAUUAUCAGACGUGCAAUGGAAAAUUAUACAAAUGUACCUAACUGGACCGAAAACUAUCAAUUCACUGCAAAUACUGUGUCUUUGUUCAAGUAUUCAUUGCGAGCUAUGUAUAGUGACAGGCAAAACAAUUAAAUGAUCUUCCACUAGAGGGCAACAGCUGCAUCAUUAAACCGUGUUUAUCGACUUUUUGGGACAUGACUUUCUGAUGUAAAAUAUACACUUUUACUGACUAAAUGUUUGGAAACACUUAUAUAAAAAUAAUUCUAAAUUAGGAGACAUCUCAAUGGAGGUAAGAAAUCAUGCAUGAUGGAAAAUGUACUUUUGUCAUCCCGUUGGCUGUUUGUCAUUGCAAGGAAACCCGUCUGCCGUCUAAUAAAACAAGCAACAUAAAAAAUAAGAGUUAAGCAAUCACAAUGACCAAGUGGCAACGUAAUCAUGAUGAACAUGAACAAUCAGAUUAAUGAUGACAAAAAAACUUAAUGUACGCAUUUAAAAGUACACUUUGUAUAUAAGGCCAACAGUCUCAUACUUCGCGGCAGAUUCACCUCUGCAGUGCGCCUCAUUAGCUUCGCAUAGCAGCUCAAUGCCAAGAAGGAGGGAAACAAAGUGAUGAGAAACUGGUCACGUCUUUUGGUUCACUUUCACAUCUUCUAAAAGCUACAAGAAAGAUUUCCACUCUGCGAAGGCAAUAAUCAUCAGCAAUGAUUAAUACUGUCUGAGGUGUAUUGAACUUCCCUGCUGUCUGAUGAUAUGUGCUUGUUUAUUGAUGCAGAGUGUAUUGAAAUUCGGUAUAGUGUUCCUCCACAUAUUCGCAAAUUCAUGCGGACUUUAUCUGCUUGUGCCAUAUUUUAAGUAUUGCUCUGGCGCCAUCUUGUGACAUGUUGGUGUCAAGAAAUUACAUCGACAUAAGGGGCUGUCUGAUUGAAAAGUGGUGCUUUGUCACCAUCUUGUGGCAUCUGUAGGCACCAAACAUUUUUAACAGAGGAAUCACUUACUGUGCGGGCAGGGCUUGGGACCUAUGCCCCGCGAAUAGUGAGGGAGCACUGUACAAUGGUGCCUUGAGUUGAAUUUAAUUAGUUCUGUGCCCAUGAUCAUAACUCUCAUAUCUUAAAUUAUAUUUCCCAAAUGUUCCACCCCUCCCACCCAGAAAAAAAAGCUUUU